GCCGAACCCUUAAGAAAAUGAUACUUGUGUUGAUUUUGAUAUGUACUGUCCAUUCAUCUCAAGGCCUCAUCUGGGCUUGGAGAAAGCUUCCAUGUGAUGUGACACUGUCCAACAGCUCUGUCGCCUUGGACUGUUCGGGAAGAUCUUUGAAAAGAAUUCCGAAAAACCUGAUCUGGAAUACAACUGAACUAGACUUUGCGAAUAAUAAAAUAAAAUACCUCCCAAAGGACGCCUUCUGGAAUCUGACUGAUGUUACCCAGAUAAACCUCAAAAGUAAUCAGAUUGAAAAUGGUCUUGGGAAUGGGAUUUUUUCAAGAUUGGCGAAUCUUAAAACCUUGCUUCUUGAUUAUAAUAAGAUUAAAGUAUUUCCAAGAGACCUCCCUCCUGGACUGCAGUUGCUGAGCCUCAAUUCCAACCAAAUCAAGACAAUUGGACCCUCAGAUCUUGCAGGAAUAAAGAAACUAAAAGUUUUGUCAUUGAAUAGAAACUGUUAUCAUAAUGUCAGUAUAGCACUGGAAAUUCACAAAGAAACAUUUCGACAUUUAAAUCUAACCAAGCUAGAACUGUCUAGAAAUGGACUGAUAAAAAUACCACAUGCUUUACCCAGAUCCCUCCUCACACUUUCACUUCUCCUAAAUAAGAUUGACUAUGUGCAUGCCUCUGACCUGAACAGACUUACAAACCUGAGAGUUCUUGAUUUAUCUGGAAACUGCCCUUUUUGUUUCACUGCUCCUUUUCCAUGCACUCCCUGUCAGACAAAGAAUAACGCUCUACAAAUUCAUCCGGAUGCUUUUAGUCAGCUAUCCGAACUACAAGACCUACGACUCUCUGGGAAUUCUUUACAAACAAUCAACCCAUCAUGGUUCCAGAACCUUACUAUGUUAAAGUAUUUGUAUCUUUCCUUCAACUCAUUGAUAAGUGAAUUUGAAAGCGGACAAUUUUUCAGUGUUCUACCAAAAGUGGAAGUUGUCGAUUUCUCAUACAAUAAUCCGUCUCAAAACUUUUACCGAAGAAUUAAACUCUCACAAGGUUUUGCUAGUUUGGAAUCGCUACAAACACUUCACUUAGAAGGCUAUAUGUCCCACACUCUUUGUGAGGAAGAUCUCCGACCUCUCUUUGGUUUGAGAAACCUAUCCGUUCUAAACUUGGGAGUCAACUUUCUCCAGCAUCUCAAUUUAUCAGUGUUCAGGAACUUUCACAACCUGUCUUUGAUUUCAUUGAUUGACAACAGGCUAACAUUCACCAAUCCUUUUCGGGGACAGGAGUGUAAAAGUGACGUCCUUUCUGACGACAAUGAAGGAGACCGCCGUGAAGGCCCCUACAUUCACACAAAUGAACAAUUCCGCCAUUAUCCUCCAUUUACCAAAGCUGAAUGCCUGGCAACAGGACCAGUUUUGGACCUCAGCAAGAACAACAUUUACCAUAUCAAUCCAUUUUUCUUCACAGGAACAGAGAACAUCACUUGCCUCAAUCUUUCCUUCAACUUCAUUGCUUCCUAUUUUAAUGGUACAGAGUUCACUCACUUCCCCAGGAUUAAAUACCUUGACUUGUCUCACAACAGAGUCUACAUGCGUUCAGAUUCUGCCUUGAAUGAACUGAAAGAAUUACAAGUUUUGGAUUUAAGUCACAACAAACAUUACUUUGAGGUGGCAGGUGUAAGGAACAGUCUGACGUUCCUGGAAAACCUCCAGUUCCUCAAAGUGCUCAACCUCAGUUGGAAUGAAAUAAAUUCACUCACCAACAAGACUCUGAAGAGCGACUCUCUAAAGGAGCUACAGUUUCAAGGCAAUCGACUGGAUAUUAUGUGGAAGAAGAACCGUGGAUUCAAAAGUCUUUUUAAAUCUCUCUCAAACCUAACACACCUUGAUAUAUCAUAUAACAAGCUUAAUCAAAUACCAGACGAUAUAUUCAGCUACUUUCCAAGGACGCUAACAUAUCUUAGCAUCAGUAGGAACACUCUUGCCAAUUUUGAGUGGGAUCAGCUCGAAUAUUUACCUGAGCUGGAGACUCUGGAUCUAAGUAUGAACAAACUGAGUAAGGUCACUGGAAAGUUAUCAAAGCAUACAAGCUCACUGAAGGUCUUAGACUUGAGCCAUAAUCUAAUCGCCAAGUUGCACCACAGCUUUCUCAAAGAUGUCAAAAGCCUGCUGAUCCUCAGUCUUGCUUUCAACCGCUUGCAGCACUUCAGUGAUGCAUCCUUCCAGACAGGUAGUGAUCACUACUUACACAUACUGGACCUGCAGAGAAACCAUAUCUACUGCACAUGUGACCUUCUGGACUUCAUUCUCUGGUUAGAGAAAAGUGAGACUGUCCUUCCUCGUCUUGCAACAGACGUCUUGUGCUACCUUCCGGAAUCCAAAAGGGGGCAUCCAAUGAUCAGUCUAGAUUUAAAAAAUGCGUGCAUCAACAAUAGUAUCGCUCAAAUCCUUUAUGUACUCACGUCAUCCAUCAUCAUUGUCUUGAUGUCUACAACUAUUGUAAUACAUGUGUUUUACUGGGACAUAUCGUACAUUUAUAACUUCUGGAGAGCCAAAAUAAAAAGUUAUUACUUGAAGACGAAUGACUGCACCUAUGAUGCCUUUGUUAUGUACGACACCAAAGAUCCGAUGGCGGCAGAAUGGGUACUGAACCACUUGCGUUUUGAACUGGAAGAUAGAGGAAGACGAGUUCGGCCACUCUGUCUGGCGGAAAGAGAUUGGACUCCUGGUAUACCGAUCAUGGAAAACCUAAAUCAGAGCGUAAACCAGAGUAGGAAGACGAUAUUUGUCCUGACAGAGGGAUUUGUUCAAAGUGGGAUUUUCAAGAUGGCGGCUUUCCUAGCACAACAAAGGUUGCUGGAAGAGGGCGUGGAUGUGAUGGUGUUGGUCAUAUUGGAACCGGUUCUUCGGCAGUCGAGAAUCCUAAACUUGCGGCGCUGCCUGUGUGGACACAGUGUGCUGGAAUGGCCCAGAAACCCAGCAGCAGAAGACUUUUUCUGGCAAAGCUUGAGAAACGCAGUUAGGUUUGAGAGUCAAGGUGUGCAAAGCAAAUUGUUUACAAAUUACUUUAGCGGACGAUGACUCAGUACAAAAUAAGUAGUUUAUGUUCAAACACUUCUGCCGUUGAGAUUCUUGCUUGGAUUCGUUAUACUGAACUGUUUGUGUUUACCAUUUUGGGGAAAUUCGAACAUUUAUCCCAGUAAAUGUACUGUUUAAAACAGGUACAUCAUUAAAGUCAAGAGUUACGUAAAAAUCGAUUUAAUUUACAUAAUACAUUUUUAAGAAAAGUCAUUUCUGUCAUUACAACUCUCCGAGGAAUUGGCUUGGUAAUAUACAGUACAUGACAAUUUUAAUGAAGCUUUAGCUGAAGCUGCUGAGGCAGAGAUACUACAGACACUUACUACAGCCAAUACAUUGACAACAUGUAGCUGUGAGCAUGUAAGAAAUACUGCUGCUGCACAUAACAUAUAGCCUAUGAAAUAUCCCUCAUAUAGCAUACAGGUAGAGCUGGAGAAGUUGGAUGCUGCUACUGCAAGCUCUAGCCAAGUAUUUGAAUGUUGAGCUGCAAUCUCAUUGGCUGCUGAUACAAAAAGAAUGAAUCAGCUGGGCCGUGUGAUAAUGAUGUCAUUAGGUCAGAUUGAGUUUGACCUAUCGGACUGCACCAUCUAGAGUUUCAUGCCAGCAUUUUGGAUUUAAGUUAUUUUUGUGAUUUUAAGUCUUUUGUGAAACACUCUUUUUCAGAGCAAAAAUAGGUUGAAAGAAAACUUUUCUGCAAUCAGUAUGAGACACACUAUCUAGAACUGCAUUACCAAUCAUGCUUAUACGGCAACAACAUCUUAAAUAUAUUGCGAUUUUUACCUGCAUGGGGUAAAUUGUAUUGUAUACUAAUGUAACAAGAAACACUUGUUUACAAGUUAGUUUUUAUUCCCUGAAACCAAAGUGUUGGGUGAUCUUUUGCCAGUCACUUCCUUCUUGAGCUAAUUUUAUAAACAACUUCCCAGUAGUCUCAGUUAUGGUGCAAUCAGAGUCACAUUUGUACAAGAAAAUACCCUGAUGUGCUGUAUCACUCUAGAGAGCGAUACAGCGCGGGGACAGAUUUUUAUCAGUGCCUUUUGUGGACUCACAUAGUUACAAUACACAAACACACAGUUACUCCAGCUCUCUGUGUCCUUCCAUUUUUUCAUCUUUUAUUCAUCAUGAAACCAGUGAUGAAAAAUUCAUGACUCCAGGCAAUGAAAUGAAUGCAAAAUGAAAACUGUGGGCGUAUAGAAACAGUGAGAGAAAGAAUGUCUCUAUCUAGGGUGACGCUGGCACAAGGUGCGGAUCACGGCGAGGGCAGUGGUUUCUGGAGAGCAACUAUCUGCUAACUCUUUCUUUGUUAAUAAAGUAGAUGAACUUCU
Messenger RNA from Carassius gibelio (silver crucian carp), 4378 nucleotides. RefSeq names its product toll-like receptor 8b (gene tlr8b). NCBI's taxonomy places the organism in Eukaryota, Metazoa, Chordata, Actinopteri, Cypriniformes, Cyprinidae. Gene Ontology annotation, biological process: toll-like receptor signaling pathway; positive regulation of interleukin-6 production; defense response to virus. The record is from RefSeq and is a predicted model, not a curated record. The transcript has a single exon. Gene Ontology annotation, molecular function: protein binding; pattern recognition receptor activity. Bases 18 to 3059 code for a protein of 1013 amino acids. Gene Ontology annotation, cellular component: plasma membrane.